Molecule: messenger RNA, 5868 nt
Organism: Eriocheir sinensis (Chinese mitten crab)
Lineage: Eukaryota; Metazoa; Arthropoda; Malacostraca; Decapoda; Varunidae
Gene: Rcd-1
Product: CCR4-NOT transcription complex subunit 9-like
Exons: 7
Coding region: 111-1055 (314 amino acids)
Biological process (GO): mRNA catabolic process; negative regulation of translation
Cellular component (GO): CCR4-NOT complex; CCR4-NOT core complex; P-body
Source: RefSeq, a predicted model, not a curated record
CGUAUGGGCGGCGUACCGUAGGCGAGGUGCGCGCCAUCUCCCGGGUGACGGCCGCACCACCAGCCAGGGAGUGUUUAUGUCGCCAGUCCCGCCGCUGCUCCCACUACGCCAUGAACCCUUUAGGAAGCGCCCAGAUCUUGUUGCAGGGAGGCACCCCUGGGCAGAGGUUCCUGGGGACCAGCGGCGGCAUCACCAGCGCCGAGCGGGACAAGAUCUACCAGUGGAUCAUUGAGCUCGCCAACCCAGAGACAAGAGAAAAUGCUCUCCUCGAACUCAGCAAGAAGCGUGAGUCCGUCCCUGACUUGGCUCCUCUGCUCUGGAACUCCUUUGGGACCAUCGCCGCACUCCUCCAGGAGAUCAUUAACAUAUACCCAGCCAUCAACCCGGCCACUCUCACUGCCCACCAAAGCAACCGAGUCUGCAAUGCCCUCGCUCUGCUCCAGUGUGUCGCCUCCCACCCGGACACCAGAUCUCAGUUCCUGGCGGCCCACAUCCCCCUGUACCUGUACCCCUUCCUGCAGACCGUCAGUAAGACCCGUCCCUUCGAGUACCUGCGCCUCACCUCCCUGGGCGUCAUCGGUGCCCUCGUUAAGACUGACGAGCAGGAGGUGAUCAACUUCCUGCUGACCACUGAGAUCAUUCCGCUGUGCCUGCGCAUCAUGGAGUCCGGCUCAGAGCUCAGCAAGACCGUGGCCACCUUCAUCCUGCAGAAGAUUCUCCUCGAUGAGACAGGCCUCAACUACAUAUGCCAGACCUACGAGCGGUUCUCCCAUGUGGCGAUGAUCCUCGGCAAGAUGGUGAUCGCCCUCGCCAAGGAGCAAUCGGCUCGUCUGCUCAAACAUGUCAUUCGCUGCUACCUCAGGCUCUCCGACAACCCAAGGGCAAGAGAAGCUCUCCGCCAGUGUCUGCCAGACCAGCUGAAGGACCAGACCUUCGCUGGCUGCCUCAAGGACGACAAGUCCACCAAGCAUUGGCUGCAGCAGCUCCUGGCCAACCUGGAGACCACCUCCGUACCUGACCCUCGCAUUGCUCUUCCCCCCCUGGCAGCUCAGUGAUGUGGUGGCCCAGGGACGCGGAGGGGGUGACGCGACGCUCCCCUCCGCGCCAGUGCCACACCCUUGGCGUUGGUGGUGCCGCGAUCCCAGAUGCAUUAAAACAAGUGUUCAGUGGAGGUUUUUUGCUUGCUACGUGAUGCUGUGAUCUAGGACACCUGGUCUAGUUGUUCUGACUAUCUUGGUAAUUCUGUGAUAAAAUACGUCUAUAUUUUUUCUCGCGGUUGUGUCAUGCAUUAAGCUUGUACAGAGUUGCUUGUUGGAACCGCCGCCAUGGCUCCAGAACGCUGCAAACUCUCCGGGAAGACAAGGAAGCCGGGGACUGUAUAAAUAUCUCAUUCUUCAGUGCAAAGAGAAUAUUAUUACGAGUGAGGACCAGAAACUUUAAGAUAGAUUUUAUGAGCAUAUCCCAAGGCUACUACAUGUAAAUAAUGCCAAAUAUCAGGUAACUUUUAAGGCUGCUAUUAAUAGGGACUCAAUCAUGAAGUUCUUCCUUUUGAGACUAACACUCCUACCCCCACUCUCUCUCUCUUAUAAGUUCCGUAUCACCUUCAGAGUUCAUUUUGUCAUGCUGAGUGGCAUUAUGAAUGGUACAUGACAUUGAUUCUUCCUGAGCUGGGAGGGAAAACUCUUCUCACACCUGGCAACACACACAUGACCCCCCCCACCCCAGCCCACCCACCCACCCACCCUUCCGGCAACAUACCUGGGCGGGUCGUUAUCUUAUUCACACGUACCUGGACAACACACAACACUGGCGGUCACCCGGGAAUCUCUUUCACACGUUAGCUAGCUGCGUAUACGACUACGAAGAGGGGACGUAAAGCCUCGGAGAAAGACGUCUGUAUAGUGUUGAGGAAAAGGAAGGUACUGCGGACUAAGGGUCAUAUUCUCAAACAUUUUAGGGCUUACACAUCCACCUUUGGAGAGGCUUUCUUAGAGGUUGUGGGUAUUUCCAUGGAUAGUUUUUGAGCCUAGUGGUAGUCUGAUAAAAACCUCUGCACCAUGUAUGCAAAAAACAACCCUGAAAACCAAACUUAUCUCCUUCGUGGCCUUUGAAAAUAGUUUUUGUGAGCCGAAAGCAUCUGAGAAUAUAGGCCUAAGACUUAUAAUUAGUUAAGAAUAGAGGAAGUAAUACGAACAUAAGAAUAGAGGAGGUAACACAAAAAUUCCAUGUAGGUGUUUAGCCCAGACUUAGCAACUUUAUGAUAGACUGUCGAGAAAGAAAGUAUAUUUAAAAUAUUCACUCAUAUACCUCAUAAAGAAUAGAGAAAGUAAAAUGAAGAUAAAAAUAGAGAAAGUAAUGCAAAAACUCUGUGUGUAUAUACCAGACUUAGCAACUUUCUGAUAGAUGGUAGAGAAUGAAAGUAAAGCUAAAAAUAUCAACAUAAUGUACCCAGGUUAGCUAAAGUCUUGCAUAAAAGUUGAAAGAUGUUAUUGAAGUUAUAGAAUCAGAAUGACAGGUUUAAGUGUUAGUCCAUACAAGGAAUCGUGAUGUAGGCUUAAAUCUGCCUUUGAUAUUAACGUGCCAUAGGGAACCGACAUUAGGGCAGACAAACCUAUUCCGAGACACCCAACGACGACUUGCUUCCCCGAGUCAGCAUUGCCAGAUUAUUGUACUCACCACAUUGUAUUCAUCCUUUUAAGCCUCAAACUCUCGUACCUACACAAAUGAUGAUAGAGAAUUUAAGUUGGCAUUAAAACUUAUUUAUUGAUGUUUCUUUGUGCUUUUUUGCUAUGGUUAUCGGUCCGAAACUACGAAAACACAUUGCGAUGGGUAUGAUAAUUUGCCAACGCUGCUCCGAGUAGACAUUAACUGACAGUAAGAAAGGUUGCCACACACACACACAUUCCCCGCUGGGCCAACCAAGAUUCCCACCCUGAUAUUAUUGCUACCUGCCGCCCGCUUCCACCUCUGUACUUUCGACAUAUGAAUUGCCUUAAGGAAGAGUUCUUUACAAAUGCCUUAGUGGGUAAUGGGGCAAUAUUUUACUUAAAGGCUCCUUAUUGACCUAAUUGUCUAGUCUUAUUUAUUUUGUUUGUCAUCCGUUCUGCUUGUUUUUCACACUGAACGACAUGCAAUACUAGUAGAGCACAGGAUAACCAGUCUUUAAACUAUCAAUGUGAUCACCUCUAUGUGUUAUGUUUCACCUGAGUGACACUCAUUAGGCGAUGUAACCUGUCAAGGGAAUGAAUGGUCUAUGUUUUUUGUGUGUGGGAGAUGUACACACACGCACACACACAGCAAUGACUCAAGCCACACCCACCUAUAUGUUUUGUGUUUCACCUGAGCUACACUCUAAGCGAUAACCUGUCAAGGGAAUGAAUGGGCGCUGUGCACUCCCUCACAGUCAUGACUCAAGCCACACCCCACCUGUUUGUUCUGUGUUUCACCUGAGUCAUUAACCUGUCAAAAGGGAAUAAUCUCUCUGUGUGAGGAUUCUGUCCACACUUCCAUAUCAAUGACUCGGCCACAUCCAAACAUCCACAGUACUCUAGGAACGUCAGUGUUAUUCCCUACAAUUGCAUCAAUUGUUUUACUUCAGUUCAUUUAGGCUGUUAGUGUUUAUUUGGAAUCCAUCUACAUUUCCACAGUAAUGUCUCAGCCACACCAACCAUGCACAGUACACAAGAAACUUAAGUGUUAUUCCCUACAGUUGUAUCAUUUGUUUUACUUUAGUUUGUCAAGGUUGUUAGUCAUCAAUGCGAAUAGUUUGUUUUUCUGUGAGGACUGUCCGCAAACAUCAAUGACUCAGCCACAUCGAAACAUCCACAGUACUCGAGGAGCAUCAGUGUUAUUCCUUAUAGCUGCAUUAUUUGUUGCACUUAUUGUUCAAUUAGGUUGUUAGUGUUUAUUUGGAAUCUGUCUACAUUUCCAGAGCAAUGUCUCAGCUGCACCAACCAUGCACGGUACUCAAGGGACAUCAGUGGUAUUCCCUACAGUUGCAUUAUUUGUUUUACUUUAGUUCGUUGAGGUUUUUAGUCGAUAACCUGUGAAAAAGGAAUAGUCUUUGUUUUUAUGUGGAAUCUGUCUACAGCAAUGAUUCAGCCACAACCAACCACGCACAGUACUCAAGGAACGUCGGUGGUAUUCCCUACAGUUGCAUUAUUUGUUUUACUUUAGUUUGUUGAGGUUUUUAGUCGAUAACCUGCGAAAAAGGAAUAGUCUUUGUUUUUAUGUGGAAUCUGUCUACAGCAAUGUUUCAGCCACAAUCAACCACGCACAGUACUCAAAGAACGUCAGUGUUAUUUCCUACACCUGCAUUAUUUGUUACACUUUUGUUUGUUGAGGUUAUAUUGUACUGUUGCUAAAUCCCUUGUGGCUACGACUUCUCGGCAAAUGGGAAACUCGAUGAUAGGGACGCGGUCUUUAGUUCCGUUGAAAGCAGGAGUGACUGUUAUGCAUCCUCAUUUUAUCCAUAAGGUUCUGUAUUUGUUACAUUCCUUUAGUUCAUUGUACUGUUGGUAAAUCAAACACUUGUGGCCACGACUUCUCGGGAAAUGUGAAACUCGAUGAUAGGGAUGUGAUCUUUAGUUCCCUUGAAAGCAGGAGUGACUGUUUUGCAUCCUCAUUUUACCCAUAAGGUUCCAUUAUUUGUUACACUCCUUUAGUGGCUGAGGUUUUAUUGUACUGUUAGUGAAUCAAACUUGUGGCAAUGACUCCUUACCAACAACACAGAUACUAAACUCAGUGGUAGAGAUGCGAUAUAUUUGUUACGUCUUUAGUUCAUUGAGGUUUUGCUGUACUGUUAAAAAUUCCAACACUUGUGGCUAUGAUUUUUCAAUAACAACAACAACACUGACGGAAAACAAUGGUAGGGAUGUAGUAUAUUGUUACAUCUAGUUCAUUGAGGUUUUGCUGUACUGUUAAAAAUUCCAACACUUGUGGCUAUGACUUUUCGAUAACAACACCGACAGAAAACAAUGGUAGGGAUGCGAUAUAUUGUUACAUCUAGUUCAUUGAGGUUUUGCUGUACUGUUAAAAAUUCCAACACUUGUGGCUAUGAUUUUUCGAUAACAACAACAACACUGACGGAAAACAAUGGUAGGGAUGUGAUCUAUUGUUACAUCUAGUUCGUUGAGGUUUUAUUGUACUGUCGGUAAAUCAAACAAUUGUGGCUAUGACUUCUUAACAACAACACAAGAGAUACUAAACUCAAUGACAGGAAUGUGAUGUAUUUGUUGCACGCCUUUUUAGUUUGCUGAGGUUGUAUUUUACUGUUAACGGAUCAAACUUUUGUGGCGACCUCUUAUCAACAACAACACGAUGACAGGAAACUCAACAAUAGAGGUGUGAUGUAUUUGUUGCACUCCUUUUUAGUUUGUUGAGGUUGUAUUUUACUGUUAAUGAAUCAAACUUUUGUGGCGACCUCUCAACAACAACAACACGAUGACAGGAAACUCAACAAUAGAGAUGUGAUGUAUUUGUUGCACUCCUUUAUUUCGUUGAGGUUUUAUCGUCAUGUUAAAGAAUCAAACUUGUGGCGACCUUUUUAACAACAGCACAAGACAGGAAACUCAACAAUAGAGAUAUGAUGUAUUUGUUGCCCUCCUUUAUUUCGUUGAGGUUUUAUCGUCAUGUUAAAGAAUCAAACUUGUGGCGACCUCUCAACAACAACAGCACAAGACAGGCAACUCUAUGGUAGGGACGUGAUGUGUUUUGUUCCCUUGCGAGCAGGAGUGGCGGUGUGCUGCGUCCUCUGAGCUGACUCCUCAUUACCUAAGACUGGCCGUGUGUUCUUUACUGGCUGGAUGAUCUUCCAAGUGUAUUUUUUGUCAUCAAUAAAGUAUUCUCACCAAAGAACCAGGUUUUGUG